AUGAAAUUCCAAUUAUUAACUUUAGUUUCAAUUGCUACUACCACUUUAGCCAUCAACUUAGAACAAGUCAGAUUAAUCAAUGACGAUGAAUUGAUGGUUCAAGAUGCUCAAUUUGAUUAUCCAGCUAUUGUUAACUUGAAAGAUCAAGAUGCUGAAAUUGCCAAGAAGACCAUCACUUCUUCUUCUAGUACUACCACUACCACUACUGCUAAGAAAGAUAAAAAGACCACUUCUACUACUAGUGCCUCAUCUACUACUACUACUUCUACUAAAUCUAACUCCACUUCACCAUCUUCAUCUUCAUCUAAAAAACAUAAAUCCGAAACUGCUUCUAUUACUAAAACCGGUGGUGCUGAUUCUGUUGCUGCUGCUGCUGCUGUUGGUGGUCCAAUCUUGGCCGCUUUAGCUUUAUUAUUGUAA
Candida albicans SC5314 is the source of this 420-nucleotide messenger RNA. It is a transcript of the gene PGA53, whose product is annotated as Pga53p. The record is from RefSeq and is a predicted model, not a curated record. The transcript has a single exon. NCBI's taxonomy places the organism in Eukaryota, Fungi, Ascomycota, Pichiomycetes, Serinales, Debaryomycetaceae. Bases 1 to 420 code for a protein of 139 amino acids.